GUGUUCGAUGAUAGCAUUCUUCCAUAUCUUUGAUUUGGGUAAGUAAUCACAAAACCCAUUUCCGUUUUUUUUGUUCUUACGAGGGAUACAAAAUGGUCUUAGCUUAACGAUAAUGUCUGAAGACUCUGGGCAGAUGAUGAUGGUUUAUGAUGAUCACUCAGAUCAAAGAUCGUUAUCUUUGGACGAUUCGAGCAGCGCAGAAGAGGAAUCACCAGAUGAAACCAGGCUUUCCUUAGAAUCCACAAAUGAGGCAAUCCCUUAUAUUGGGCAAAGAUUUAUAACUCAUGAUGCUGCUUAUCAAUUCUAUACCGAAUAUGCGAAGCGUUGUGGUUUCUCGAUCCGUCGUCAUCGCACAGAAGGUAAAGAUGGGGUGGGUAAAGGACUUACAAGACGCUACUUUGUCUGCCACCGUGCUGGUAAUACUCCAAUGAAAACCUUAAACGAAAACAAACCUCAGAGAAAUCGAAAGUCAUCUAGAUGUGGAUGUCAAGCUUAUAUGCGGAUAAGCAAGACAGGUGAUGAGUUAGGAGGUCAAGAAUGGCGAGUUACGGGUUUUGCAAACCACCAUAAUCAUGAACUCUUGGAACCAAACCAAGUUCGUUUUCUUCCUGCGUAUCGAACCAUAUCAGAUACGGACAAAAGUCGUAUCCUAAUGUUUGCCAAAACUGGAAUUUCUGUGCAGCAGAUGAUGAGGUUAAUGGAGCUUGAGAAGUGUGUGGAGCCUGGGUAUUUGCCAUUCACAGAGAAGGAUGUUAGGAAUUUGCUUCAAUCAUAUAGGAAAGUGGAUCCAGAGGAUGAGAGUAUAGACUUACUGAGAAUGUGUAGAAACAUCAAGGAAAAAGACCCAAAUUUCAGAUUUGAAUUUACACUUGAUUCAAACAAUAAUAGGUUGGAGAACAUUGCUUGGUCCUAUGCCUCCUCGAUUCAGUCAUAUGAUAUCUUUGGUGAUGCUAUUGUGUUUGAUACUACACAUCGCCUGACUGCUUUUGAUAUGCCUCUUGGAAUAUGGGUUGGGAUGAAUAAUUAUGGUAUGCCUUGCUUCUUUGGUUGUGUCCUCCUAAGAGAGGAGAACUUGAGGUCAUUCUCAUGGGCUCUAAAGGUUGCUGUUGCUGUGGAUUUUAAAGAUCAAGCAGGAGAACAACAAACAAUGCAACAAAAUCUUCAGAACAUUUGCCUGAAAACAGGGGCUCCCAUGGAAUCUCAUGCUGCCACAGUGUUAACGCCUUUUGCAUUUUCUAAGCUCCAAGAACAACUUGUUUUGGCUGCCCACUAUGCAUCAUUUCAGAUGGAAGACGGAUUCCUUGUUAGGCACCACACAAAACUUGAGGGAGGCCGGAAAGUAUACUGGGUGCCACGGGAAGGCAUUGUAAGUUGCAGUUGCCAUCACUUUGAGUUCUCUGGAAUCCUUUGUCGGCAUGCUCUUCGGGUUCUCUCUACAGGAAAUUGCUUCCAAAUCCCAGAGAGGUAUCUUCCUGUCCGCUGGCGUCGAAUCAGCACACCAUCCACCAAGUUCCUUCAGACUAUUCCAAAUGAUCAUGCAGACAGGGUUCAGUUACUACAGAGUAUGGUAUCAACUCUUGUAGGGGAAUCUGCAAAGUCAAAAGAGCGGCUUGAUAUUGCCACUGAUCAGGUUUCCAUCCUUAUAUCUCGUAUAAGAGAGCAGCCAGUUUCUUCACAAGGUAUGAGAGAUAUCUCCUCCAUACAUAGGAAUCUUUGAAUUGAGGGAUAUUUUUAAACAUCAUACUUAGAAUUGUUGUAAAAAGCAGAGACAUACCUGAGAAAAUGUGGGGUUAUGACCCCAAGAUGGGUGGUUUUGUAAAGUUAGAUAUGGGAUAUCAGCUUGUUUUUGUGAAGGUAGGGAGCUGGCUUGUGGGUUAAACUUAUUGGAUGCCAUUUUUGUAGUUCUGUUACAUGCAAUCACAAUCAUACAUGGUGUGAAAAUAUUUUAUCCGGCAGAUAUGUAGAGUGAGUUAUAAGAGUUCAAAAUAUGGCUGGGCUAGCAAUAUCGUUGUAGCCAGCGAUUCAACACCUUUGAUCUGGCAUAUGCUGAAGCUAGAAUUGCUGUGGACUUUUGAUGUAUAGCCAAGAUAUCAGUGUCAAAAGGAGUAGAUC
Molecule: messenger RNA, 2112 nt
Organism: Ilex paraguariensis (yerba mate)
Lineage: Eukaryota; Viridiplantae; Streptophyta; Magnoliopsida; Aquifoliales; Aquifoliaceae
Source: the annotation of a GenBank genome assembly